Molecule: messenger RNA, 525 nt
Organism: Acanthocheilonema viteae
Lineage: Eukaryota; Metazoa; Nematoda; Chromadorea; Rhabditida; Onchocercidae
Source: the annotation of a GenBank genome assembly
AUGAUUAAAGACCAUGAUAUAAAUACUUCACAUAUGAUGGAAACUCGUUCCGUUGCAACUGUUACCGAUCCAUUACCAUCCGAUCAAUUUCGGAAAAAUUCACAUAAUGAUGAUAAUGUAGUCAAUGUGCCGAAUCAUAUUCUUGAGAAGCUUCUUCGACAUUCUCAUUUUCCGUAUGUUUCCGCAUCCUUUUUGGGAGACACUUCAACUCAUCACAAUGCUUCAGAUGAACCGGAAGUAUUGUCAACUUCCAAAUUUGAAACUAAACUUUUUGAAGUUGAUGCCAGUACAAGUAAAGCACUGCAACGAGAACAAUCUUUCAAUGAAGAUAGUGUUCCACAAAAAGGAUCCUCUUGGUCCAUGCAUGAUUUAAACCGAAUAUCAGGGCCUAAUUCCGGUUCUCUUAGUAGGAAAGGAUCAAGUGAUUCAUUGUCUAGUUAUGAGGGACCGAAAAUGGGUGAACCCGGACGACCUGGUACACGAGAUUUGGACUGGUCAAUUCGCAAACUGAAUGUACGAAAACAG